GUUGUUGAUAUGAUCCCCAAAACGCCUCGCUGGCCCCUGUUAGUGACCGGGCCCUUGAAGUCAUGGUCUUCUCCCCAGAAAAACGUGGUAUUGAUGGGCGAUGCAGCACACUCAAUGGUAAACCACAUGGCGCAAGGGGCCGCUACGUCCAUGGAAGACGGAGCGUUUCUCGCAAAGUGCAUCGGCGCUGUCGUUCAAGGAAAGCUGAGUCUCCAGGAGGCCAUAACUCUCUACGAAGUUGAGCGGAUUCCAAAGGCCUUCCUAAAACAGCAGAUUUCGUUCCUUAAUGGCGCCAUCUGGCACUUACCAGGUGGCCCUAAGCAGCAGGCCCGCGAUGCAGCUAUGGCUCCGGAACUUGAAGGAAAAUAUCAAGUCCGCAGCAGCAACAUUUACGGUGAUCCCCAGACAGUUCUGGAUGUUUAUGGAUAUGAUGCUGAAGCCCAUGCGGAGGAAGCACUGGCGCAUUUUACCAACGGGGAGAAGGCUGUGUAUCCAGGCACUGGCAUAGUUCCUGGCCUUGAGGAGAAGUAUAUGGGUUGGUUUAUGAAGCUGCCUGCGAACCAG
Molecule: messenger RNA, 564 nt
Organism: Aspergillus glaucus CBS 516.65
Lineage: Eukaryota; Fungi; Ascomycota; Eurotiomycetes; Eurotiales; Aspergillaceae
Product: FAD-dependent oxidoreductase
Exons: 2
Biological process (GO): secondary metabolite biosynthetic process
Molecular function (GO): monooxygenase activity; FAD binding
Source: RefSeq, a predicted model, not a curated record